Molecule: messenger RNA, 972 nt
Organism: Botrytis byssoidea
Lineage: Eukaryota; Fungi; Ascomycota; Leotiomycetes; Helotiales; Sclerotiniaceae
Exons: 4
Coding region: 1-972 (323 amino acids)
Biological process (GO): positive regulation of ATP-dependent activity; protein folding
Cellular component (GO): cytosol
Molecular function (GO): ATPase activator activity; protein-folding chaperone binding
Source: RefSeq, a predicted model, not a curated record
AUGGUUCUUCACAACCCAAACAAUUGGCACUGGGUAAACAAAGAUGCUUCAACAUGGGCAAAACAAUGGUUGGAGGAUAACAUAAAGGAGGUUAAAGCAGAGGAGGAUGGUGUUACUGCUCAAUUGGAUAAAUUGAUUAGUAUGGAUGGAGAUGUUGAUGUCAAUCAACGAAAGGGAAAGGUCAUUACCAUAUUUGAUGUCAAGCUCGUUAUUGAGUAUUCAGGCAAAACCAAAGAUGAUGAAUCCGUUAGUGGUACCAUCACAGUUCCUGAAGUUGCUCAUGAUACAGAAGAGAAUGAGUAUGUUUUUGACAUAGAUAUUUAUUCUGAUGCCAAUUCCAAAGCCCCAGUCAAGGAUCUUCUUCGUGCAAAGGUUAUUCCACAACUCCGAAAACGGUUCGCACAAUUAGGUCCUGCUCUUAUCACGGAACAUGGAAAAGAUAUUCAACAUGCACCAGAUGCAAAUCCAGCUGCCAAAAUCACAGCCGCAAAGACUUAUCCUCAUUAUGCUCCAGGUCAAUCUACAAGCACAUCUUCCAACAAAGGUUCUUCUUUAGUCAACACAACUACUGUUACCGAUAAUGAAGAAUUCAGAGCUCCAGCUUCAGAACUUUAUCAAACAUUUACCGAUCCUUCUCGAAUUGCCGCAUUUACACGCGCCGCCCCAAAAUUAUUUGAAGGUGCAAAGAAGGGAGGAAAAUUCGAACUUUUUGGAGGAAAUGUUUCUGGUGAAUACCUUGAACUUGUUGAACCAACAAAAAUCGUACAAAGUUGGAGACUUGAUCAAUGGCCACAAGGACAUUUCUCUAGAUUAGAGAUUAACUUUGAUCAAAAUGAUGUUGAUAAUGUCACGGUUAUGAGAGUUUCUUGGUCUGGUGUUCCAGUUGGCCAAGAAGAAGUUACAAAGAGAAAUUGGAGUGAAUAUUAUGUUAGAAGUAUCAAACAGACUUUUGGCUUCGGCACAAUUUUGUAG